UUGACAGCCUUGUUUGUAUUGCAUGCUGCAUACCGAAAAUAUUUUAUUACAAAAUAAAUAAAUAUGGCAGGUGUGCAAAGGCAUUUAUUUUCAACAUUAAUUGGUAAAAAUAAUAUAAAAUAUCAGUUGGAAAACAUUAUAAAGUUACGUGACUUCACACCCGCCUGCCUCACGCUUACGCGAUACUCCAGUUUUCAGAGUUCACCCAAAGUGCGACCACUUGAAGAAUAUCCAAAUGUCGAAGUUGUACACAAUCCUCCUGAAUGGAAAUAUGUUGAACGCGUUUUGCCACAAAUAAUUGUACCAAAGCCGGAGGUGAAAAAAGAAUACCCUUCUGGAUGGAAAUUACCGACCGCGCUUAAUAACCCAGACAAGUUGAAAUAUUAUGUAGCACGCACAGCAAAUCAUAUGAUUCCAGUUUAUUUGAAAAGAUAUUACCGUGGGCAACGUCGUAUUACUGCGAUACGUCGGAUACAAGGUGAUAUAUGGGCACUGGAGAAAGACUUACGUGCGGUUGUGGAAAAAUCGCGGGAUGGUAAGACUUGUGCAAGUCGUGUGAAUGAAAUGAGUCGUCAAAUAUAUUUCCAUGGAGAUUACGUUGAUGUGGUACGCGAGUUUCUUAAAGAUAACGGCUACUAAUUAUUAGAUUAUCGGUUUAAAGUAAUUAUGAAAAUUUUACAAUAGAUUCUUUUAAAUAAAAGUUUGGAAAACA
Teleopsis dalmanni is the source of this 712-nucleotide messenger RNA. RefSeq names its product probable 39S ribosomal protein L49, mitochondrial (gene mRpL49). The record is from RefSeq and is a predicted model, not a curated record. Gene Ontology annotation, cellular component: ribosome; mitochondrial large ribosomal subunit. The transcript is spliced from 2 exons. The coding region runs from base 64 to 639 and encodes 191 amino acids. NCBI's taxonomy places the organism in Eukaryota, Metazoa, Arthropoda, Insecta, Diptera, Diopsidae. Gene Ontology annotation, biological process: translational initiation; translation. Gene Ontology annotation, molecular function: structural constituent of ribosome; translation initiation factor activity.